AGGCAUUAAACAAAUUUAUAUCUCGUUAUUAUUAAUUGCAAUGACUAAAUUGCAAUGUUUUAUAAAAAUGAACACUAUCUUGUAAUAUCUUUAAUCGUGUAAUAGAAAAAAAGGUUAUGUCGCACGGUACAACAUUAGCACAAUAUGGUCGGUGUAAAAUUUUAUACGACAAGUAUUUUUCGAAUAUAGAUUAUUAUUAAGAUCAUCACAAUUAUCGAUUUAUUCAAUUAAUAUGAUAUAUUAGUAUGUUUAUGUGUUUUAAAAUAAAUGAAAAUGAGCUGGUCUUAAUUUAUUAUACUACAUUGGAAUUCAUUUGUAAGAAUAGGUAAUAAAGUGAACAUUAUCCUUGUGUGACUUUUUUGUGAAUCAUCUUGAUAAUAUAUAUUCAUUAUAAGUUUCACAAUUAAGUCAGUUUAGUUUGAGCCAUAAGAUAUAAUUAGCUACUUGUGUGAUUGAAGUUAUUUACAUUCAAAAUAUUAGCAGUGAUAUACACUGAUAUUAAAAAUGGAUGUCAGUAUAUUAUUCAGAGACUGUGUAAAAACUGUUAAUUUACAGGAUAAAAAUUUAGGAUCUUCUAGUUUUACUAAACCAUUGAAAAAGACAAAAAGUAAAAGUUCUUUUUACAUCAAAACCCAAGCUGUUGUAGCACAAAUAACAAAACUUAGAGAAUUUUUAUUAGAAAAUCGGAAAGCUUAUUUAAAUUUUUCCAAUUAUUUUUCUAACAUACCACGUAUGACCGAUACUGAUCGUGAUAAAAUUGAUGCAGGAGCUCAAACAAUUAUGAGUACAUGUUCUCAGCUUAUUAAAGAAUUGAAGAGAGAAAUUGCAUUUUCAGAAGUUUCUAGACAAAAUAUGGAACAUCGUGAAAUUGUUUUGCUCUUGAUUGAGGAUUAUUUGAAAAAUGUUUGUAAAAUUUAUUCAGAACAAAAAGCCAUAAGAGUAAAACAAGCUUUAGAAAUGAGGAAUAUAUCUAAACUUGAAUUAGAUACAAAACCAAACAAAAUUAUGGAAAUGGAUAAUAAAAGGUCUGUUUCAAAUUUAAUUGAAAAAACAAAUAACACUGAAAAUCAGAGCAAUUCAAGCAAAUUGAAUCCCAUGAAAGUUCAAGAAAUUAAUGAAGAUGUUAAUACUCUUUUAUAUGAAGAAUUGUCACCUGAAGAUAUCCAGAUGCUUGAGUCAGAAAAUGAACAAUUAUAUAAUGAACUUUGUACAAUAACGGAGGAGGUCAAACAAAUUGAAAGUAAAGUAGUUCAUAUAGCUGAAUUACAAGAAAUAUUUACAGAAAAGGUAUUAGAUCAAGAUAAAGAUCUUGAUCGACUAAUGACAACGGUCGUUGGAUCUACUGAAAAUGUAAAAGAAGCUAACGAACAGAUUCGACAAGCUAUUCAAAGGAAUGCUGGGCUUAGAGUGUGGAUUCUUUUUUUCCUAUUAGUUAUGUCAUUUUCUUUACUUUUCCUCGAUUGGUAUAAUCCCUAAAUUAAAUUAAAUUUUCCAAAAUAUUACAAUAUAUUAAAAUAGAGCGAAAUAUUUUGUACAUGUUCUAU
This is a messenger RNA of Vespa mandarinia (Asian giant hornet), 1544 nucleotides long. It is a transcript of the gene Syx18, whose product is annotated as syntaxin 18. The record is from RefSeq and is a predicted model, not a curated record. Gene Ontology annotation, biological process: retrograde vesicle-mediated transport, Golgi to endoplasmic reticulum. Gene Ontology annotation, cellular component: endoplasmic reticulum; SNARE complex. NCBI's taxonomy places the organism in Eukaryota, Metazoa, Arthropoda, Insecta, Hymenoptera, Vespidae.